This is a messenger RNA of Patiria miniata (bat star), 2589 nucleotides long. RefSeq names its product gastrula zinc finger protein XlCGF26.1-like. The transcript has 4 exons. Gene Ontology annotation, cellular component: nucleus. NCBI's taxonomy places the organism in Eukaryota, Metazoa, Echinodermata, Asteroidea, Valvatida, Asterinidae. The record is from RefSeq and is a predicted model, not a curated record. The coding region runs from base 568 to 2391 and encodes 607 amino acids.
UAUUUUGGUUUGGUGACUUCCUGUGCUAGCUGUCCCCGUAUGCCAGUACGGCAAAAUUAAGUUAUUCAAGACCUACAUGUAUUGAUCACAUCGUCUCCGCUUACUGCGGACUGAGACUGAAGGGCGGGGAGAUACAACUGAACCGUGACCUACAUGUAUUGAUCACAUCGUCUCCACUUACUGGGGACUGAGACUGAAGGGCGGGCAGAUAUAACUGAACCGUGUCUUCUGGAGACGACAAGCGCACUGAAGUUCCGUCUGGAAUCAAAAGAUUUUGAAUCAAGGAAGGCGACUUAAGUUGCGUCACAUCCAGCCCAUUUGAUGAUGCUUGCAUAGUCUGCAGCAUUCUGUAAAGACUGAUAGCUGCUGAAGUUGAGGCAAUUUUUAGUACGCCGUCAAGAUACGCACUUCAAAACAUAGGACAAAAAGUUUGAUGUGAUCUUUCUGUAACAAAACCUUUCGAUCAAGUUCUGGGCUGAAUCAGCACCAGAGGAGGCCCACUUGUGGGAAACCAUUUGCUUCUGAAGCCUAUGAUAAAGCCUUUUCUGACUGAAGAAAUCUACAAACAUGUUGCUCUCCAUUAAGAAACCACAUAUUUGCGAGACCAGUGGUAAAGCCUUUACUGAGAAAAGUAGUCUACGUAUACAUGACAGGGUGCACACUGGCGAGAAACCGUACGCUUGUGAGACCUGUGGAAAAGCCUUUACACAGAAAGGUAGCCUACACAAUCAUGCGAUAGUACACACGGGUGAGAAACCAUUUGUUUGUGAAACCUGUGGUAAAGUCUUUAGUAACAAAAGUGCUCUGUGCCAACAUGGCAUGGUACACUCCGGUGAGAAACCAUUUGUUUGUGAGAUCUGCAGUAAAGCCUUUUCUACACGAGGUGAUUUAAACAGACAUAACAGGCUGCACACUGGUGAGAAACCAUUUGUUUGUGAGACCUGUGGAAAAGCUUUUACUCAGCAAGGUCAUCUUCAAGCACAUACCAUUGUACACACUGGUGAGAAACCAUUUGUUUGUGAGACAUGUGGUAAAGCCUUUACUGACAAAAGAAAUCUAGGCAGUCAUAAUAGGGUCCACACUGGCGAGAAACCAUUUGUUUGUGAAACCUGUGGUAAAGCCUUCACUGAUAAACACAGUCUACACAUACAUGACAGAAUACACACAGGUGAGAAACCAUUUGUUUGUGAAACCUGUGGUAAAGCCUUUGCACGUCAAAGUAAUUUACGCAGACAUGACAGGGUGCACACAGGUGAGAAACCAUUUGUUUGUGAAACCUGUGGUAAAGCCUUCACUGAUAAACACAGUCUACACGUACAUGACAUGGUACACACAGGUGAGAAACCAUUUGUUUGUGAAACCUGUGGUAAAGCCUUCACUGAUAAACACAGUCUAAACGUACAUGACAGGGUACACACAGGUGAGAAACCAUUUGUUUGUGAAACCUGUGGUAAAGCCUUUGCACGUCAAAGUAAUUUACGCAGACAUGACAGGGUGCACGGCACGGGUAAGAAACCAUUUGUUUGUGAAACCUGUGGUAAAGUCUUUAGUAAGAAAAAAUAUCUGCGCCAACAUGACACGGUACACUCCGGUGAGAAACCAUUUGUUUGUGAGAUCUGCGGUAAAGCCUUUUCUACACGAGGUGGUUUAAACAGACACAACAGGAUGCACACUGGUGAGAAACCAUUUGUUUGUGAGACCUGUGGUAAAGCUUUUACAAGUCAUGGUUAUCUACGCAUACAUGACAGGGUGCACACUAGUGAGAAACCGUUCGUUUAUGAGACCUGUGGAAAAGCCUUUACACAGAAAGGUAGCCUACACAAUCAUGGGAAAGUAGACACGGGUGAGAAACCAUUUGUUUGUGAAACCUGUGGUAAAGUCUUUAGUAAGAAAAAAUAUCUGCGCCAACAUGACACGGUACACUCCGGUGAGAAACCAUUUGUUUGUGAGAUCUGCGGUAAAGCCUUUUCUACACGAGGUGGUUUAAACAGACACAACAGGAUGCACACUGGUGAGAAACCAUUUGUUUGUGAGACCUGUGGAAAAGCUUUUACUCGGCAAGGUCAUCUUCAAGCACAUACCUUUGUACACACUGGUGAGAAACCAUUUGUUUGUGAGACAUGUGGUAAAGCCUUUACUGACAAAAGUACUCUAGGCAGUCAUGACAGGGUACACACAGGUGAGAAACCAUUUGUUUGUGAAACCUGUGGUAAAGCCUUCCACGUCAAAGUAGUUUACGCAGACAUGACAGGGUGCACGGCACGGGUGAGAAACCAUUUGUUUGUGAAACCUGUGGUUAAACCUUUACACAGCAAACUAAUCUACGGCAACAUCACAGGGUACACACCGGUGAGAAACCAUUUGUUUGUGAGACCUGUGGUAAAGCUUUAACAAGUCAUGGUUAUCUACGCAUACAUGACAGGGUGCACGCUGGUGAGAAACCGUACGUUUGUGAGACCUGUGGAAAAGCCUUUACACAGAAAGGUAGCCUACACAAUCAUGUGAGAGUACACACGGGUGAGAAACCAUUUGUUUGUGAAACCUGUGGUGAAUCCUUUCAUAAAAAAUGUAGUCUAUUACAUGACAGAG